Messenger RNA from Thunnus maccoyii (southern bluefin tuna), 2114 nucleotides. It is a transcript of the gene r3hdm4, whose product is annotated as R3H domain containing 4. The coding region runs from base 152 to 922 and encodes 256 amino acids. The transcript has 8 exons. Gene Ontology annotation, molecular function: nucleic acid binding. The record is from RefSeq and is a predicted model, not a curated record. Lineage: Eukaryota; Metazoa; Chordata; Actinopteri; Scombriformes; Scombridae.
CUGGGAGGGUCAGCAGAGGAGCUGCUAACAAAAGAAGCUGCUAAACCGUUUUAACUUUUAUUUAUCGUUACAACUGUUGUUAUUUUUGACACGUUUUGUAAAAGAAAAAAGCCACAACGCGGGUUCUUGUGGUUUGUUUUACUUGAAUAAGAUGGUCGUUUUGACAGAUAACAAUGAAGAACAGGAUUAUAUCCUGAUAGAGGAGCGUAAAUGCAGCUCCCUGCCCAGCUCUCCCGCCAAACGAGUGUCUCCCACCAAAAAGAAGCAGUUCUUUAUCAAUCAAGCCAUCCGCAACUCUGACCUCACUCCCCGAGCCAAAGGCAAGAAGAGCCUCCGCCGACAGGAGAACACGCGCUUCCUUGCUAAUCUUCUUGAGAAGGAUGAGUGCUCCAAAGAUGAUCUGGAGGUUUGCAGUAAUCCAGCCAUCCCGUCCAUCUUCACUGAAGCCUGCACCAACGGAAACUACGUCGAGCCUUGGAAUGACUUCAUGAAUUGCUCUGGUGAGGAGCAGGAGAGGCUGUUGUCUCUGCUCGAGCAGGAGGAUGCCAAGAAGAAAAAUGCCAACCGGCUCCUUAAAGACCAGAGGAAUGUAAAUCCUGCCUUCACUGCUCAGGACUGCUUCCAGAGAAUCGAUCGAAGGCUGCGAGCGACUCUGAAACGAAAACAAAUCCCCAUGGGAACUCUGGAAGUGCUUGAGGAACACCUUCUGAGCUUCUUCAAUGCUCAACCUCACUCAGUUUACACAACCAACCUCGCCAGCAGCUUUGAGAGACUGCUGCUUCACGCCGUCUGCCAGUAUAUGGACCUCGUCUCUGCAAGCACCGACUACAAUGGGUCACGUCAGACUGAAGUGGUGAACAAACAAGAGGAGUUCCUGCCUCCCGGCCUCCUGCUGUCUGCCUACCUGGAGCAGAUGAGCUGAGACAAGGACCAUGCUGUGUUCUCCCUCUCCCUCCAUGUGGCUCCACUGCAGGCAGGAGCUCUGUGAGAUGUAGUUAAAGUACGCGGUCUGUACGUAAUGUCUGCCAAACUCGACCCCGGUCUCACAGACGCAAAAAUGCCUGCUUACUUUUUCUCUGGUUUCUGUAGUAAAUUUUCCAUUAAUUUUAUCUAUAAACAAAAUCAGUUCAUUCACCUCCUUGUGUGUAUACAGGGUAUACAUGUUAAAUUCUACAUAAACACGAGUAUGCUAGCAUUUAUUAGCAUUCAGCUCAAAGCACAAGUUGACACAUAAAUCUUACUCUGAUGAAAUAUGACCCACGACUAACAGAGCUGAGCCUGACAAGCUUCAAUCUGAGAUGUCCAGCUAUACACGAGAUGAUCGCUUUUGAUUUAGGUAACAUCUCUCAAGCCAUUAUUUUGCCCCACUAGUAAGCAGAUUAUUAAACUUUCUGGUGUUUAAUAAGCAUUACAGUAUCAUGAAACGGCUGGUGUGGCUUUAGACUUUUACUCUUGUUUAAGAAAUAAUUAACUGCUGUUCACAUACAGCGUUGGCAAUGAAAUUAAUUCAAUUUUAUUUAUUUACUCAUGGAUAUAGUAACAUAUAAUUCUCAUGAAUGAGUCUUAAAAUUGCAACAAUGUAGUAAAAUCAUGAUCUGAUCAGUUAAUGUGGCGUUCAUGAUACAAUUCAAGCAAAUUUCAAUAUGAUUAACAGCAGGCAAAUAUUAAUAAUCUGUGUUCUUUUUGACAAUGCAAAUAAUAGAAUUUCACAACAUAAGUUCAGACAUUAAAUCUUACACUAACUGUAAGUAAAUCUCACAUUAUUGCCAUACUGUUGACUUUAAUGUCAGGUGAACACUGUCAACUGAAGUUUUCUUACACAUCUUGUUACAAAUGAAAUGAUGAUGAUGUCACUAACUGAUGUCAUUAUAUCACUAAUAUUUUUCGUAUGAGUUUCAAUCCUAAUUUUGCCAUGAGAUGUCUAAGAGUAGAAACAACAUCUUCCAACACUGAUUGGUGGGGAAGUUGUAGUUGUGGGUAGUGAGCUCAUAUUAAAGGUCAAAAACUAUUUUUAAAAAGUGCUGAAACAUCAACUAUUGGCAGUAAUGACAUAAAAUGAAUGGAAGAUUUACUUGGAACCUGUUUCUGCUGUAUAAAGACUGUAUGAGAUGUGA